AAGAUCGCGGCUUGCCCCUCAUGGCGCGGGCGAACGCGAGACGGGGCGGCCGCGGGGGAAGCCGCAAGGCGCCUGAGGCCGAAAGCACAGAGGCGCCGGCGGUGCAGAUGCCCUAUGGCGCCAACUUCCAGCGCCAAGACCUGCGGCGCCGAAAGAAUACCUCCGCCAGCAAGGGCGGCAAGCAGAGCUCGAAGAAGUUGAACCAGAUGUACGGGAAAGACGGGAGGCUCAAGCGGAAGUACAGCAACGGCCCCGAGGAGAUCACCGGGGCGCCAGUGACGCGGCGCCAGGACCGGCAGCAGCGGCACCAGCAUCAGCAGAUCGCCGCGCUGUCCAGGAGCUCCUUGCUGAAGAUCAAGACCAAGAACGAGCCCAUGAGCUUCUCCUCAGCUAUGACACCAGAGCUGCUGGCGACCCUUCAGGAGGGGGACGAAGUUGCCGAUGCGCGGCCGCCAGACCUAGAAGCAGGUGACGAGCAGGAGCCGACGACGGGCCUCGCGGAGGUUCUGCAGAAGGUCUUCGGGCAUGAAAGCUUUCGGCCAGGGCAGCAGGAAGCAAUGGAGUCGGUGCUGAACAAACAGAAGACUCUCUUGCUGCUGGCCACUGGCAGCGGCAAGAGUCUCUGCUACCAGCUGCCCGCCUACCUGCUCAGAGAGGAGGGUUUGACGCUGGUGGUGUCGCCCCUGGUGUCUUUGAUGUCGGAUCAGUUGGCGCGGCUGCCGAAGUGCUUGCGGGGUGCAGUCUGCAGCGGCCAGCAGUCCCGCGACCAGGUGCGAGAGGUGAUGCGCGCCGUGCGCGCACGCAUGGUGGAUGUGCUCUUCGUGUCUCCUGAGAGGCUGGCCAUGUGGUCCUUCGAUGGCUGCGGCUUGCCGCCCAUUGCCUUGGCAUGCAUCGACGAGGCGCACUGCGUUUCGGAGUGGUCCCACAACUUCCGGCCCGACUACCUGCGCUUGAGCGAGUAUCUUCAGGGGGCCCUGCAAGCGCGACGCCUGCUGGCGCUCACGGCCACUGCGACCAAGCCCACGGUGCAGUCGGUGUGCGACAUCCUUCAGCUGGAGCGCGUGGUGCGCUCGGAUCGCAGCUUCUCGGUGCCGGAGCUGCUCGCGGAGAAAGCGCAGAUUCGGGUGCAGCGCGCCAAUCUGGCCAUGGACAUCCGCAACGUGCCGGACGUAGAUCUGCAGCUGCGGGAGAUCAUCAAAGUUCUGCGUACGGAGGUGAACCCAACGGACUCCAUCAUCAUCUACGUUUGGCGCCGCGUGACGGCGGACCAGCUGGCCAAACAGCUCCGGCCCUACGUCAAAGGCGGGAUCUCCGCCUACCACGGCAGCAUGCUGCCGGAGGCGCGGAGCGCGGUGCAGGGCAACUUCAUGGGCGGCAAGAUCCGCGUGGUGGUGGCCACAGUAGCAUUUGGCAUGGGCCUGGACAAGCCGGACAUCCGCAUGGUGCUGCACUAUGGGCUCCCCAAAUCCAUCGAGAACUACAUCCAAGAGACUGGGCGUUGCGCCCGCGACGGGCUGCCUGGCAAGUGCAUCGCGUUGGUCUGCCCGAAGGACUACCAGGCCAUGCGUUGGCUGGAGAGCGGUGGCCACGGGGGUGGUACCAAGAGCUCGGUGGUGAGGACGCUGCUUCGAGCGCUGCUGGGCAACUCGGACACCUAUCCGCGGCACGCGCUGAGCAAAGAAGCGCUCGUUGUUGCUGGUGGCCGACCGGAAGACUUCGAGGAAGGAGGCUUUCAGCCCUACUGCGUGGCCUUAGACGAGAAGCUGGCCUCCAGGGAGCUGAACGCCAGCACCGACGAGCUGCACUCGGUGCUGGCGCACCUCUCGAGGUACGCGGUGGGCUCCGUGUCGGUGCUCUCCAACUUCCCCACGAAGCUGAAGCUCCGGUUCUUCAAAAGCGACCCCCAGGAGCUCAUCGCCAUCGACCCCCUGCUGCGCCAGGUGUUGCCCUUGGCCAAGAAGGUGGGGCCGGUGUACACCCUGGACACGGCGAAGGCGGUGGCGGUCAUGGGGGGCACUGCGGGCCAGCUGUCCACUGGCCUGUGGCAAGCGCGCGGGGACGAGUUCUCGGUCGAGAAGGCCGAGUACGGCUACAUGGUGGCGGUACUUCGGUCGGUGAGUGAGGCGGAGGUGGACGACUGGGCCGAACAGAUCAGCAGCAUCAACGUGCGAGCCCGCGCCAGCGCAGUGGAGAAGCUGGACGCGUGCUUCCUGGCGCUCACGCGCUCUGCGGAGGCGCGAGAGCGGCAGAAGGUGGCGGAGCCAGAUGCCACCGAGUCAGCAGCAGAUGUUACCAUGAACGGCCUUAUCGAUGCUUACUUCUCGGCCACGGAGGAGCCGAGCGCCGUGGUGAGCGGCGGGACCGAGGAGCGGCGCCGGCGCCUGUCUGCGGCGCUGGGGGCGGAGUACCACCUGGCCUCCCAAGCGCGGCCUUUGGCGCAGCGCCCCAGCGCCGCGUUUCCGAGCGCCCGCGGGUCGGGCGGCGCGGCUUCCAGCGCCGCCGCGCCCAGCGAGCGGCAGCGGGUCACGGAAGGCUUGGUGCGGGCCACGGUGGCGCGGCUGCUCAUGGAUCCGGACUGGCCGGAGCUGCCCUGCAGCGAACUGGAUGCCUUAGUGACCUGCGUCGCCCAGUUCUUGGCAGGCGUGGGCUCGGUGGUGCUGCCGACGCUGAAGUGGCGGGAGCACCGGUUCUGGGGCCACUUCCGGAACUUCGGGGACUUCCAACACCUGGAGGAGCACGUGCACGCGGCAGUGGAGAAGUGCUUGCCGAUGGUUCAGAAGCACAAGCGCCAGAAAACUGCCUGAGACGGCGGAGUUUCUGUUCGGGCGGAAAGCCAAGCGGCCGGCUCAGCUGGUGGGUAUUUGGGUGC
Molecule: messenger RNA, 2869 nt
Organism: Effrenium voratum
Lineage: Eukaryota; Dinophyceae; Suessiales; Symbiodiniaceae
Source: the annotation of a GenBank genome assembly